Zingiber officinale is the source of this 876-nucleotide messenger RNA. Its product is annotated as PRA1 family protein B2-like. Gene Ontology annotation, biological process: vesicle-mediated transport. Gene Ontology annotation, cellular component: Golgi apparatus; endoplasmic reticulum. Lineage: Eukaryota; Viridiplantae; Streptophyta; Magnoliopsida; Zingiberales; Zingiberaceae. The coding region runs from base 68 to 733 and encodes 221 amino acids. The record is from RefSeq and is a predicted model, not a curated record. The transcript has a single exon.
CACCGAUCGGGAAAAACAAAAAAGUUGAAACAGAGGAAUAGAAAUUUCUCAUCUCUCUGUCUCUCCGAUGAUGUCCUCCAACCCCGCCCCGCCUAUCCUCCCCAUCUCCCACCCGAUCGCCGGUGACGCCGACGCUGCUCCGAUCUCCAGCCCCUCUUUCAGCGUCUUCCUUUCCCACCUCUCCGACUCCCUCCGCCGCUCCCUCUCCGAGCUCCGCCCUUGGUCGGAACUCGCUGACCGCUCCGCCUUCUCCCGCCCCGACUCCCUCGCCGACGCCUCCUCUCGCCUCCGCAAGAACCUCACCUAUUUCCGCAUCAACUACGCCGCUAUUGUCGCUGCCGUCGUCGCCGUUUCCCUCGCCACCAGCCCCUUCUCCCUCAUCGUCCUCCUCGCCCUCCUCACCGUCUGGUGCCUCCUCUAUCUCUUCCGACCUUCCGAUCCGCCCCUCGUCCUCUUCGGUCGGGCCAUCUCCGACCGCGAGACCCUCGGCGGCCUCGCCAUACUCUCCGUCCUCGUCGUCUUCCUCACCUCCGUUGGAUCCAUCGUCGUCUCCGCCAUCAUGGCAGGCGCCGCCCUCGUCGUCGCCCACGGGGCCUUCCGAAUCCCGGAGGAUUUGUUCCUAGAUGAGAAGGAGCCCGACGGGUCCUCGGGAUUCUUGCCCUUCCUUGGCGGUGCUAGACCGACCACGACCACAGCCUCGUCCGACCCAGCCAUCAUCGCGGCCCGCGUUUGAUGUAAUUUGGUGAUAGUUUGUUUUAAUUAUAUUUAUAAAUGGUUUUUUUUUAAUUUUUUUAUAUUCUUUAUACUGUGUUGGAUUUACCUAUACCAUAGGUUAACAUUGCCGUUGAAUACAUCAUUUAAAAAAAUUAAUUGAAA